AGCCAAUCAGGGAGACGCGUUCGUCCUGCCCGGGACCCGUGAGGUAACUUGCUCUUGGGAACCGAGACCAUGGCGUCUGGCUGCAAGAUUGGCCCAUCCAUCCUCAACAGCGACCUGGCCAACUUAGGGGCCGAGUGCCUCCGAAUGCUGGACUCUGGGGCCGAUUAUCUGCACCUGGAUGUAAUGGACGGGCAUUUUGUUCCCAACAUCACCUUUGGUCACCCUGUGGUAGAAAGCCUCCGAAAGCAGCUAGGCCAGGACCCUUUCUUUGACAUGCACAUGAUGGUGUCGAGACCGGAACAGUGGGUAAAACCAAUGGCUGUAGCGGGAGCUAAUCAGUAUACGUUUCAUCUCGAGGCUACUGAGAACCCAGGGGCUUUGAUUAAAGACAUUCGGGAGAAUGGGAUGAAGGUUGGCCUUGCUAUCAAACCAGGGACAACAGUUGAGUAUUUGGCACCAUGGGCUAAUCAGAUAGAUAUGGCCUUGGUUAUGACGGUGGAACCUGGGUUUGGAGGGCAGAAAUUCAUGGAAGAUAUGAUGCCAAAGGUGCACUGGUUGAGGACCCAGUUCCCGUCUUUGGACAUAGAGGUCGAUGGUGGAGUAGGCCCUGACACUAUCCAGAAAUGUGCAGAGGCAGGAGCUAACAUGAUUGUGUCUGGCAGUGCCAUUAUGAGGAGUGAAGACCCCAGAUCUGUGAUCAACCUGUUAAGAAAUGUUUGCUCAGAAGCUGCUCAGAAACGUUCUCUUGAUCGAUGAAAGAGCAAGGAGUCCAGUGUCUGUGCCCGUGAGAUCCUUUUAUUGGAGAACAAGAAUACUGACUACCAAAUCCUAUCACAAUUUAGGCAGUGCUGCUUUUGAGCAACUAUUCAUUCCAGUGACUAGCAUCUAUUGUGCAGAAUAUUCCAAGAGGUUAUAAAUUGUUGUGUAUUGCUUUAGUGAUGAAAUUUAAAGAUUAGUGGUGAAAUACCGUUUUGACUGGGAGACUUGAUUUUUAUAAAGAGUAAAAAUGUGUUGGCUGUAUUAAGGUUAUAAAAAAUAUGUCUUCUAGGGAAGGCAUAUUAGCUACUAUGAAAAAAUGUUUUUCUCCAUUUAAUUUCCUGUUGUUUCUCAACUGUUUUCCAAAAGCAAAUUAAGACCUUGUGUUUUCUGUUCUGUGUCAUUUUUGAUUUGUGUGUAUGUGUGAUAAUGAGUAGAAUAGAACUAAGGAAAAAAGUCUAAGUUUGAAUCUGGCUGGGAUGGCAUACUGUAUUCUUGGUUUUAAAACAUCUAUUAUUUACUUGGCACCUUAGAUUUUAUAUACAUAAACAAUGUAUAAAGUCCAGGGAUUUUAAGGUGAUCUGUUCUAAAAUAUAAGCAUAGAUGUUUACCAGGGUGUUCUGUUAGCUUUGCUGCAGGGGCAGGUUGCUCAGUGAUUUCCCUACCACCACCUCGUCCUCAACCACACCCCCAGUUUUUAAGGAUAUGAAGUAAUGUGCUAGCUCCAAGCAGAAAGGAAAGCUUCUAUUUAGAAGUAAAAUUAAAAAAUAAAAAUAAAAAAAGAAGUAAAAUUGGAUUGACUGUUCUGCUUUCCAGCUGUUUGACCUAAGCAAAUCAAAUCAGCCAACCUCUUUGAGCUUCUAUUAACUGAUUUAUACCUUGACUGUAAUAAUUAUAAUAACUGUGCGGGGUUGUGUUGAGUAUUAAAAGAGAUACUAUUAUACAUGUAAAGCUUCCGCUACUCUUCCUAGAAUUGUAGCAUAGAAUUGAGUACCUAUCAUUAUAAAGUUUAUGUUUUGUCAGUUAUAAAGUACUUUGAUAUAAUCUCAUUAAAUCUAUAAAUCACUCCUAUGAGUGGGCAGACAGGUAUUUUUGUCUGUGUUUUAAAAAAUGAA
Molecule: messenger RNA, 1871 nt
Organism: Artibeus jamaicensis (Jamaican fruit-eating bat)
Lineage: Eukaryota; Metazoa; Chordata; Mammalia; Chiroptera; Phyllostomidae
Gene: RPE
Product: ribulose-5-phosphate-3-epimerase
Exons: 6
Coding region: 70-756 (228 amino acids)
Biological process (GO): carbohydrate metabolic process; pentose-phosphate shunt; pentose-phosphate shunt, non-oxidative branch
Cellular component (GO): cytosol
Molecular function (GO): metal ion binding; D-ribulose-phosphate 3-epimerase activity
Source: RefSeq, a predicted model, not a curated record